UUUCUCCACGAGCUCAGUCAGUCGCGAGCGGCGAACCGUUGGGUCAGUAGUACCGCGUCUGUGUCUGAGCUUCAAAGUUAACUCCUCCGGUAAUAAUGUCCGUUUAACGGUUUAAUUCGGUAGUUUGGAGGAACAACAGGUAAACUGGAAGCCGGUUGGAGAAAUGGAGGCUGUGAGUAAGUGGAGCCCUCAACAAGUGGUGGACUGGAUGCGAGGUCUGGAUGACAGCGUUCAGCAGUACAUCCCGUCCUUCCAGCGCCAGCAGGUGGAUGGGGAAAAGCUGCUCAGGAUGUCCCACCAGGAGCUGCUGUCUCUGGGCGUGUCGCGGGUCGGACACCAGGAGCUGGUGCUUGAGGCCGUGGAUCUUCUCUGCGCACUGAAUUAUGGUGUGGAGAAGGACAACCUGAAGACUCUGGUGGGAAAGAUGAGAGCGGCGCACCACAACUUGAACAGCGCGGUGACGCAACGUAGAAAGAACCCUGCCUACCACAGCAAAAUCUCCCAUCAGCCCUCCAACGAGUUCCUGACUGCUGUGGUUGAGCUGAUCGGAGCAGCCAAGAGUCUGCUGGCCUGGCUAGACAGGACUCCUCUGACGAGCGCCAACGACUUCACCUCCACCAAAAGCAGAAUCAUCCAGCUCUGUCUGGAGCUCACUUCCACCGUCCAGAAGGACUGCACUGUGUACGAGAUAGAGGAGAAGAUUCUGGAAGUGUCCCGAGCCCUGAACGCCAUCUGUGAGAAGACGGUCCAGGUGACCUCUGACCCCUCAAAGAGCGAGCUGUCCUGCCUGGAGGAGGUGCACAUCACCAACGUCAAGCCUGGAGAGGGACUGGGUAUUUACAUCAAAUCCACAUACGACGGGCUUCACGUCAUCACAGGAACAACAGAGAAUUCUCCUGCGGAUAAAACCCAGAGGAUUCAUGCUGGAGAUGAAGUCGUUCUGGUCAACAAACAGACCGUGGUGGGCUGGCAGUUGAAGCACCUGGUGGAGAAGCUGAGGGCAGAGUCUGGAGGCGUUGUCUUGGUAUUGAAGAAGAGGCCGUCUGGAAUGUGUGGCGGCUUCGCUCCCGCUCCGCUGAAAAACCUGCGCUGGAGGCCUCCGCUCGUACAGACCGCUCAGGGAGCUCCGGGUUUCUAUAGAUCUCGACACCCAGAAACCUCAGAUGCUCCAGGGAAGAGAGGAAAGACGACCAUAUUGGAUUUGUACGUCCCUCCUCCCCCUGCAGCACCUUACGUACCACUAGAUGGAAACAUUAACGUGUCCUCUGGUGUGAAAAUGAGGCCAAAGUCUCCAAAUUCAUGUCUGGACGCGGACGCUCGGCGUCGCUACACUGUUGUUGAUGACGACAGGACUCCCGACGCUCCCCCACCUGAACUCAGCCAACCAAAUCCUGUGUGCCUUAGACAGCGCUCGUCUACACGCUGUAAACCUCGGCCCGUCUCCAUGCCGGUGGAGUCAUUUUCAGCCGACCCGUUCUCCAGACCCGGGGCUCAGGGAAGGAGAGGACAGGACAUCCUGCACAGAUAUCUGAGUAACGAGGGAAUCAGCACCAUCACAGAGGAGGAGCCAUGUUUCCCUCUGCCGUACCGAGGGCACCCGUCAGUCCGCGGUGUCGACCACAUCAGAGGCAGCCAGUGCUUUAUCAACGCCAACCUGCACAACAGCGCCACUAUCCCUUACCAGGAAGCAGCAUCCAAAAAGUCUGCUGCCUCCACCUCUGCUGCUGUUUCUCCUCCUCUGGCUGUAACUAAACAGUCAACGUCGCUGCUCGGAGGCUGGCUGGCUCGUCUUAGGCUGCUUAUCUCAGGCAGUUUCCUCCCAUGCUGUGCAUCAUUCUACUGCAAAGACACCACGCUUCUGGACGUCCAGCAGGCAGCCGGCUGGUCUGCAGCCAUGAGUCGGCGGCGGGUCUCGGUCAAAGAUCUGGGGGUGGUGGACUGUCAGGGCUGGCUUCUCCGCAAGAAGGAGGGCCGCAGCUUCCUGGGAAGCAAAUGGAAGAGAUACUGGUUUGUCCUGAAGAGGAGUUCUCUGUACUGGUACACUGACAAAACGGCGGAGAAAGCAGAAGGAUUUAUUAACCUGUCCGGCUUCACCAUCGAACAGGCCAAACAGAGCCGCAAGAAACAGUGCGACACUGCCAUAACAGCCAGCCAUCAUCUAGUUGUGACUAUUUUCAUCGCUGCUGAGAGCUUCACAGACAUGAAUAAGUGGAUCAGUAAACUGUCACAGGCGGCCGAGCCGUGUGAACUCGUCAACACUGCAGAGUGCUACAGUGAAGACAGCGAUCAGGACGAGUAUGUGUCGACAUGUUCUCUGAACGCUGAGCAGGAAGCAGCCGAUUGUGAAAAUGGGGACUGUCCUCAGCCCGUCUGUGAGUCCUCACCCUGCACCUCAGUCCCACCCAUGACUCCGACAGGUGAACACAGAAGAAGAAGCACCUCAGAGGGUGCAAACUUAAGUAGAAACAGAAGAAGAGCCUCAGAGGGCAGUGAGCGCCUGUCCUGGCUGGACCUCCCUGGGCCUGAUGGAGGUGGAGGAGCCUCCGUGCCUCUGCUGCUUGUCAGAGAAGAAACAGAAGAGGAGGUCAUCCACGAGAAGUCACCUGAUGAGAUGGAGACUCUCUACAACCACCUGAAGUCAGCCAGCUUGUCUCCGAUUGGACGGUCCAGUAAGAGGGACUUCAGAGCGUCCUUCAUCAGACGAUGUCAGAACGACAAAGUCAACGAAAAGCUUCACCUGCUGCGGAUCCUCAGCAGCACGCUGAAGGCCAAAGAGUCGGAGCUGCUGGCGGUGGAGCAGAUCCUGACAGACCCGGCUCUUGCGGCGCCCACGUACAGGAAGUGGAGGACCUCUAACCUCGUCCUGCUGCAGGAGAUCGUUCAACGCUACCAGGCAGGAGGAGGCGCUGCAGAGCUGAGACCUCAGCUUGUCAUCCCGCCAACAUAAACACGAGUGUUCUCAGGUUUACCUUCAAGUCGCAGGUGUGACAGAGAGCAGGUGACGGUGCUGGGUCUCACUGGGUGGACUGGGAACAAACCACAAUGCUAUACCUGCUCUAACUGUUUAUAUUUGACUUUAGCGUGAUUUCCAUCCAGGUGGCAGUGGAGGAGUUUGUGUGAAUGAGUACAUUUACUCAAGACCUGUACUUGAGUAUUAUUUGAUGUAUUUGUUCUUGAGUAUUUCCAUUUUAUACUGCUUUACACUUCUACUCUACUACAGCUUGGAGGCAAAAAUUGUACUUUUUA
Messenger RNA from Plectropomus leopardus (leopard coralgrouper), 3246 nucleotides. Its product is annotated as connector enhancer of kinase suppressor of ras 3. Gene Ontology annotation, molecular function: protein binding. NCBI's taxonomy places the organism in Eukaryota, Metazoa, Chordata, Actinopteri, Perciformes, Serranidae. Gene Ontology annotation, biological process: regulation of signal transduction. The record is from RefSeq and is a predicted model, not a curated record. Gene Ontology annotation, cellular component: membrane; cytoplasm.